GGAUUUCCCUCUCACCCUUAUUGCCUCUCUCUCUCUCUGUCUUUCCUGUUCUAUGCAGGCCUGUUCUCUGCUUGCACUGCAUUGUGGGAGUGUUUGCUCUGCUCUCUCUCUCUCUCUCUCUCUCUCAGAAUGAGAUCCCUGGCCCUCGGCCUCUUCUGCCUGUCGUGCUGUAACGCGGUCCGAUUGGACAGACGGCGUCCCGGACCCAUCGCGGCCAGAGGUCCCAAUGACACCGCUAUCCAAACCCAACCAUUAGAGAACUCCUGCAAAGCAAUGCCGCUGGAUUUCGUCUUUGUCAUCGACAGCUCCCGAAGCAUCCGCCCCGACGACUACGAGAAGGUCAAGGCCUUCGUCGUCAACUUGCUUCAGUUCCUCAAGGUGGGCCCGGACGCCACUCGUGUCGGCCUGCUGCAGUACGGCAGCGUGGUCCGGCCCGAGUUCUCCCUCGACGCCUACACCACCGCGGCCCAGGUGGAGCAGGCGGUGAGGGGCAUGGAGCACCUCGCCACGGGGACGAUGACCGGCCUGGCCAUCCAGUACGCCACGGAGACGGCCUUCACCGAGGAGGAGGGCGCGCGGCCGGCGGAGCUGCUCAUCCCGCGCAUCGCCAUGGUCGUGACCGACGGGCGGCCUCAGGACGCGGUGGAGGAGGUCGCGGCUCAGGCGAGGCGGGCCGGCAUCCAGAUCUUUGCCGUCGGAGUGGGCCGGGUGGACAUGGACACGCUGAAGGCCAUCGGGAGCGAGCCGCACUCUGAGCACGUGCACCUGGUGGCCAACUUCAGCCAGAUGGAAACCCUCAUCUCCGUGUUCCAGUCCAAACUGUGCGGAGGGUCCGAGAUGUGUGAGGUGGUGGACCACCAGUGCCAGCACGACUGUGUGAGCAGCCCCGCCUCGUACAGGUGCAAGUGCAGGAAGGGCUUCACCCUCAACCCCGACGGCAAGACAUGCACAGCCGAGGACAGAUGUGCGGUGGCGGACCACGGCUGUGGACACAUCUGUGCCAACCUACCAGGUGGCUACGAGUGCCGCUGCCGCCCUGGAUAUCAACUCAACGUAGACCUGAAGACAUGCAACAAGGUGGAUCCCUGUGCUGAUGGCGCCCACGGCUGUGACCAGGAGUUCACCCGGACAGAGGACGCCUGUGUGUGUAAAUGCAGGACAGGCUACACACUCAGAGCUGACGGGAAAACCUGCGAGAAGACGGACCACUGCGCGGACGGGAGACACGGCUGCGAACAGACGUUCAUGAGCGGCGACGAUGCGUGCGUGUGCGGAUGCAGAGACGGAUUCGACCUCCAACCCGAUGGGAAAACAUGUCAAAAGCCGGAGUGUGGCGACGGGGUCAUGGAUCUGGUCUUCGUCAUCGACGGCUCUAAGAGUGUGGGCCCCGCCAACUUCGAGCUGGUCAAGCAGUUCGUGAGCGGCAUCGUGGCCUCGCUGGACGUUUCCCUGACGGGCGCUCACGUGGGCCUUCUGCAGUACUCCACCAAGGUGCGCACCGAGUUCACCCUGGGCCAGUUCAGCGUGGCGCACAGCGUCCAGCAGGCCGUGGCCCGGAUGCAGUACAUGGGGAGAGGCUCCAUGACGGGCUCCGCCUUGCGCCACAUGUUCGAGCGCAGCUUCUCGGCCAAAGAGGGAGCCCGGCCGGGCGUGGCCCGUGUCGGGGUCGUGUUCACCGACGGGAGGUCGCAGGACGACGUGUCCGAGUGGGCCGAUAAAGCGAAGGACUCCGGGGUCACGUUGUACGCCCUGGGUGUUGGCAAGGCCAUCGAACAGGAGCUGAGAGAAACAUGGAGCCACCGAACAGAGGUCACAGAGAAGCUGAAGAUGCUGGCGCAGAGUAAUAUCCUUUUCCAGAAUACCUGA
This is a messenger RNA of Pseudoliparis swirei, 1866 nucleotides long. RefSeq names its product matrilin-2-like. Lineage: Eukaryota; Metazoa; Chordata; Actinopteri; Perciformes; Liparidae. The record is from RefSeq and is a predicted model, not a curated record. Gene Ontology annotation, molecular function: calcium ion binding. The coding region runs from base 130 to 1866 and encodes 578 amino acids. The transcript has 9 exons.